AUGAAUAUAACUACAGCAAUAAAGGGACAUCGUGAAUGGGAUAAAGAUAUUGUCUCUUAUAAACUUGAUCAAUCACUUGCUAUAAUAUCAUUCAUUGAAAUCGAAUAUCAGAAACGUCUGUCUGCAAGAAAUUUUAUUGAGAUUUCAUAUAGCCUUAUAUCCAGUACUGAAGUGAGCCUUAAAUUAAUAAAAAUGUAUGAAAAUAGAGCACCAAAUGAGUCAAAUGAUCCAAAUGAGAAGACAAAUAUUCAAAGACUAGCUUCUGGAGAAUUAAAAAGAAUUAGAACAGAACAAGAAGAGAAACAUUAUAGUGAAAAACCUUCUUUUUAUGAUCAUUUGUCUCUUCUUUUCAUUAUCAAGGAGUUAUUGAUGGCUUUAAAGGAGGAUUUAAUUAAUGAGUUGACUAUUUUAACAGCUUUUAAAAAAAAGAAGUACUCUAAAGGUUAUCCAAUGGGGAAAAAUAAAAAAUUUGACAAAACUCAGGGACAAUUUCCACAAGUCAAGGUUGAUUUUAUUGAAACUAAG
Entrophospora candida is the source of this 525-nucleotide messenger RNA. The record is from the annotation of a GenBank genome assembly. NCBI's taxonomy places the organism in Eukaryota, Fungi, Glomeromycota, Glomeromycetes, Entrophosporales, Entrophosporaceae.